Apis mellifera (honey bee) is the source of this 3631-nucleotide messenger RNA. It is a transcript of the gene Nc73EF, whose product is annotated as 2-oxoglutarate dehydrogenase, mitochondrial. The transcript has 14 exons. The record is from RefSeq and is a predicted model, not a curated record. NCBI's taxonomy places the organism in Eukaryota, Metazoa, Arthropoda, Insecta, Hymenoptera, Apidae. Gene Ontology annotation, molecular function: thiamine pyrophosphate binding; oxoglutarate dehydrogenase (succinyl-transferring) activity. Gene Ontology annotation, biological process: tricarboxylic acid cycle. Gene Ontology annotation, cellular component: oxoglutarate dehydrogenase complex; mitochondrion. Bases 124 to 3303 code for a protein of 1059 amino acids.
UUUAGUCGUUAGGUGCGCUGAGGUCUAUCUCUUAAUCAUAUUUUAAGACGACGUAGUUCGCUCUUCUUGUGAGUUGUAAAUGGUGGAUAGUCUGUCAUCGUGUUGCGUUAACAUCAGGUAAAAAUGUAUAAGGCAAGGACAGUAUUUAAUACAUUAACUCCUUUGGCACCUCGAAUGUGCAAACCUGAAAGGUUUGCUUCAUGGCUGGUACGAAGUCAUCCCUUGACAAGAACUACACAAGUGAUGGUAGCCAAAUCAGCCAGAAAGUAUAGCAAUCGGGUAGCAACAGAACCUUUUCUCAAUGGAAGUUCUAGUUCUUAUGUAGAAGAAAUGUAUAAUGCAUGGUUACAAGAUCCUCAUAGUGUACAUGUGUCUUGGGAUUCAUUUUUCCGUAGUAGUACUGCUGGAGCUGCACCAGGUCUUGCAUAUCAGGCUCCUCCUUCCCUUGCUCCAAGUCAUAACCAAGUUCCAUUAGGAGCAUUAUUACCACUUGGUGGAAGUACUCAAUUAAGCCAAAUACCUAUUACUGAGAAAGUAAUUGAUGAUCAUCUGGCUGUUCAAGCUAUUAUUCGUUCUUAUCAGGCUCGAGGUCACUUAGUUGCUGAUCUGGACCCACUGGGUAUCAUGCAAACAGACCUGAUACAUACACAUUAUGCAGCCCGCAAGGGAUCUCCAGAACAGGUUCUGCGACAAUAUAUGCUUGAGGAGUCAGACAUGGAUCGUAUUUUCAAAUUACCGUCCACCACUUUUAUCGGAGGCAAAGAAAAAUCAUUACCUCUUCGUGAAAUCUUAAAAAGAUUAGAAGCUGCUUAUUGUGGUCACAUUGGUGUGGAAUUCAUGUUUAUUAACUCCUUAGAACAAUGCAAUUGGAUUCGGCAAAAAAUGGAGACACCUGGUAUUAUGGAAAUGACAAAUGAUGAAAGAAGACUUAUUUUGGCUAGAUUAACUCGAGCAACUGGAUUUGAAGCAUUUCUUGCACGCAAAUGGUCAUCCGAGAAAAGAUUUGGUUUAGAAGGAUGUGAAAUUCUAAUUCCUGCUAUGAAACAAGUAAUUGAUAAAUCAACUGAAUUAGGAGUUGAAUCUAUUGUUAUGGGUAUGCCUCAUCGAGGUCGUUUAAAUGUCCUUGCUAAUGUAUGCCGCAAGCCUUUAAGUCAAAUAUUUACUCAAUUUGCUGCUCUUGAAGCAGCUGAUGAUGGAUCUGGUGAUGUUAAAUAUCAUUUGGGAACGUAUAUUGAGCGUCUAAAUCGAGUAACAAAUAAAAACAUUCGUUUGGCUGUAGUGGCAAAUCCAUCUCAUUUGGAAGCUGUUGAUCCGGUAGUACAAGGAAAGACUCGUGCAGAACAAUUCUACCGUGGUGAUGGUGAAGGCAAAAAAGUCAUGUCUAUUCUCCUGCAUGGUGAUGCUGCAUUUUGUGGACAGGGUAUCGUUUUUGAAACAAUGCACUUAUCAGAUUUGCCUGAUUACACAACUCAUGGUACUAUUCAUAUCGUGGUAAAUAAUCAAAUUGGAUUUACAACAGAUCCAAGACAUUCACGAUCAUCUCCAUACUGUACUGAUGUUGCAAGAGUAGUGAACGCACCUAUCUUUCAUGUUAAUUCGGAUGAUCCUGAGGCUGUGAUGCAUGUUUGCAAAGUUGCUGCAGAAUGGAGAGCAACUUUUCACAAAGAUGUUGUUAUUGAUAUUGUAUCAUAUAGACGAAAUGGUCAUAAUGAAAUUGAUGAACCUAUGUUUACACAACCUUUAAUGUACCGCAAAAUUAAAAAUACUCCACCAGUUCUAGACAAAUAUGCUAAAACUCUUACUGACGAUGGUGUUGUCACUUCUGAAGAAGUUAAGGAUGUUAAAGAUAAAUAUGAAAAAAUCUGUGAAGAAGCAUAUGUCAAUGCUAAACAAGAAACGCAUAUUAAAUAUAAAGAUUGGCUGGAUUCUCCAUGGUCUGGUUUCUUUGAAGGAAAAGAUCCUUUAAAAGUAUCUCCUACUGGUAUUAAAGAAGACACACUCAUUCAUAUUGGAAAAAAAUUCUCAUCACCACCACCCAAUGCAGCAGAAUUUGUAGUUCAUAAAGGUAUCGAACGUAUUUUGAAAUCUCGUAUGGAAAUGAUAGAAGCUCGAACAGUUGAUUGGGCUCUUGGAGAAGCUAUGGCUUUUGGUUCCUUACUUAAAGAGGGCAUUCAUGUUAGAUUGUCAGGUCAAGAUGUAGAAAGAGGAACUUUUUCACAUAGACAUCAUGUUCUUCAUCAUCAAACUGUAGAUAAAGCUACUUAUAGACCGUUAUGUUAUCUUUAUCCAGAUCAAGCUCCAUACACUGUGUGCAAUAGUUCUUUAUCAGAGUUUGGUGUUCUUGGAUUUGAAUUAGGUUAUUCUAUGACAAAUCCUAAUGCAUUAGUAUGCUGGGAAGCGCAAUUUGGUGAUUUCAAUAAUACAGCACAAUGCAUUAUCGAUCAAUUUAUUAGCAGUGGUCAAGCUAAAUGGGUACGUCAAUCUGGUCUUGUUAUGCUGCAACCUCAUGGUCUCGAAGGAAUGGGACCUGAGCAUUCCAGUGCUCGUUUGGAACGUUUUUUACAAAUGUCGGCUGAUGAUCCAGAUUAUUUUCCUCCUGAAAAUGAAGAAUUUGCUGUACGCCAAUUGCAUGAUAUCAACUGGAUUGUAGCUAAUUGCAGUACACCAGCAAAUUAUUUUCAUAUUUUAAGAAGACAAAUUGCAUUGCCAUUUAGAAAACCUUUGAUUUUAAUGACACCAAAAUCAUUACUUCGUCAUCCAGAAGCGAAAUCUAAUUUCGAUUUAAUGCUAGAAAAUACAGAGUUUCUUAGAGUAAUACCAGAAGAAGGUGUAGCUUCUCAGAAUCCUAAUAAUGUUAAAAGAGUGCUUUUUUGUUCUGGUAAGAUUUACUAUGAUCUAAAAAAAGCACGCGCAGAGAAAAAUUUGGAUGAUAAAGUUGCUAUUAUAAGAAUUGAACAGGUAAAUAGAUAUCAAUGUAAUAAAUAUCAAGUUUUGAACUUAAUACUUCUAUCGUUUUACUUAAAAUUAUCUGAGUGUUUUUAUUUACAGAUUUCACCUUUCCCAUAUGAUUUAGUUAAAAAAGAAGCUGUUAAAUAUUCCAAUGCAGAUUUAGUAUGGGCUCAAGAAGAACAUAAAAAUCAAGGUGCAUGGACAUAUAUUCAGCCUAGAUUCCAUACAGCUCUUAAUGGAACUCGUUCUGUAUCAUAUGUUGGUCGACCAACGGGAGCUUCACCCGCAACAGGAAGUAAAAUGCAGCAUCUCAAAGAAUUGAAACAAUUACUUGAUGACUCCUUCAAUCUUUAAUUAUUCUUCGUAGCACUAUGUAUAACACAUUUUAUUUAUUUUCUUCAUUAUACUUGUUAUAUUCUUUUUGUCCUGCUCUACAUCACUCUUUUAGAGAUUAACAUAAUUUGCAAUUUUCUUCAUUAUUAAUUCACUUAGAAAUUUAGAAAUAUCGCACGUACGAAUACUUUCUUGAUAGAUUUAUUAUAAAAUUUAUGUAGUUUGUAUUAAUUCUUUUGUUUUAAAAUUUCUAUUUUAUAUAAGUGCAAUGAUCGAAUCAAUAACUUGAUACUUCAAAACAUUUCUUUGGUUUUAUUAAAAAAAUAAAAAAUAUAAAUUUAAUGAAAAA